GGGGUUGAAAGCGGGUCAUUGCAGGAAUUCAUUAGCCAAAAAGCCCGCCCGGUCGUAUGAUGAGUUGCUGGAGAGAUGUACUAAGUACAUGAAUAUGGAAGAAACUGAGGCAGAUUUCCAAGCCCAUGACCGAGCUCGGGGAAAGAAACAGGAGGAAAAACAUAAGCUAGAUGAUAGAAAGUCAGGGGGAAAGGACUACAGGGGUGACGAUAGGGGGCGCUUAGGGUUCAAGUAUGAGCAUUAUACACCACUAACAUCACCAAGGGGGCAAGUAUAUGAGAUGUUGGAAAGGCGGGGGGAGACUAAGAUGUUCGGAAAGCCCCAGCCCCUACCAAAAAGGUCUGGGAAGGCCCCGGUGAAGGGGGAUCCUUAUUGUAGAUAUCAUCGUGACUACGGGCAUUGGACAAAUCACUGUAAGGAGCUCAAAGAUGAGAUUGAGAGAUUGAUAAGGGCCGGACACUUAAAGGAGUUUGUGGUACAAGAUAGAGGGAAGAAAGAUGAUACUGAAGGAGUUGAUCGGAAGAGGAGGCCAGAGGAGCAGGGAGAAAGGGCUCUGAAAAGGGGUGUGAUCCAUAUGAUAGCAGGAGGACCAACGGACGGAGAUUCUAAUGCAGCCAGGAAGGCCAACCUAAGGGCUGAUUGGGAGAGCGUGGCUGAGGUUCAGAUCGUUCAACCCAUACCAGACUUGACCUUUGGAGCGAGGGACUCUCAAGGAGUUCUGACACCCCAUAAUGAUGCGUUGGUGGUGACAGCGGAGAUCGCGAACUAUGACGUGGAGAGGAUAUUGGUUGAUACUGGGAGCUCGGCGGAUAUUAUGUUUUACGAGUGUUUUAGGAAGAUGGAUCUGGGGAUGGAGAUCACACCAAUCACAACUUCGUUGUUUGGCUUUAGUGGCGCUGAAGUAGUGCCGUUAGGGGAAGUGCAGUUGACCAUGGCCUUGGGUACUCCCCCGCUCAGGAAGGUGAAAGCGGUUCGUUUUGUGGUGGUGAAGGCAGACUCGGCUUACAAUGUCAUCUUAGGGCGACCCAGCUUGAACUCGUUCCAGGUCGCAGUCUCAACAUAUUGCAUGAAAAUGAAGUUCCCAGUGGGCGAUCUUGUUGGUGAAGUGACGGGAGACCAAAGGUUGGCGAGGAGCUGUUACCAGACGGUGUUGGAGGCGGGUCACAAGAGAAAGAGUAUGGAGACUGCCUCAGGAAAGGUCAAGGAUGAGAGUUCGAGCAGGGGCAAGGAAGCCAGGACAGAGGUGAUCCCGCAAGACGAACUAAUGGAAAUUGCCCUCGUGGAAGGGGAGUGCGAGAAGGUGACGAAGAUUGGAGCGGCAUUGCAGGAACCUAUCAGGACGCAGCUGGUAACCCUGUUACGGGAGUAUGUAGAUAUUUUUGCUUUUACCCCGGAGGACUUGGUGGGCAUUGAUCGCGAGGUGGCCGAGCAUAAAUUAAACAUCGAUCCAAAGAUCAGGCCUGUCAAGCAGAAGCGUCGACAUUUCGGAGCAGAAUUAGAUGUUGUUAUUGGAAAGGAGGUGGAAAAGAUGAUCCAGGCAGGGCACGUUAAACCCAUCCAGUUCCCGGAGUGGCUCUCGAAUCAAGUGAUGGUGAAGAAGGCAGAGAACAAAUGGCGCAUGUGUAUGGACUUCCGCGACCUUAACAAAGCAUGCCCUAAAGAUCAUUACCCUUUGCCGCGCAUUGAUCAAUUGGUAGAUUCGACGGCGGGAUGUGAGUUGUUGAGUAUGAUGGACGCAUCGCAAGGAUAUCACCAGAUACCGCUGGCUGUGGAGGACCAGAAGAGGGUAAGCUUUGUUACAUCGAAGGGGACUUAUUGUUACAUUGUCAUGCCUUUCGGUUUACGCAAUGCGGGGGCAACCUAUCAGAGGAUGGUGGAUAAGAUGUUUUCGGGACAAUUAGGAAGAAAUAUGGAGGUAUAUGUAGAUGACAUGUUGGUGAAGAGUCAUCAAGAAGGCGACCACGUGGGAGACUUAAGGGAGACCUUCAGAACUUUAAGAAGGUAUAAGAUGAAGCUAAACCCUGCUAAGUGUAAAUUUGGAGUGAGAUCGGGAAAGUUCCUGGGAUACAUGGUCACUGAGCGUGGUAUUGAAGUAAACCCAGAGAAGGUGCGGGCGGUACUUGAUAUGCAACCGCCUAGGACCAUCAAAGAAGUGCAGAUCCUCACGGGAAGGUUGGCGGGUCUUAGUCGAUUCAUAGCACGCGCAGCAGAACGAAGUUUUCCAUUCUUUCGAGCUUUGCGAAAGGGAGCUCGAUUUCAGUGGUCGGCACAGGCGCAAGAGGCCUUUGAUAAGUUAAAAGAAUUUUUGGCCGCCCUACCUCUGCUCACCAAACCAGAUCCGAUGGACGUGCUUAUCUUGUAUCUUUCGGUGGGUGAAGUGGCCAUUAGCUCGGUGCUGUUGAAGGAAGAUGGAGGGGGGCAGCAGCCGAUCUAUUAUGUAAGCAAAUUGUUGCAGGGGGCGGAGAUGAAGUACGCCGAGGUGGAGAAGGAGGCCUUGGCCCUUAUUAUUACCGCUAGGAAAUUGAGACCUUACUUUUUAUCACAUAUGAUCGUUGUACGCACAAAUUUCCCUCUGAGCGAAACGUUAGGCAGACCGUCAGCUUCUGGUCGGAUGGUUAAAUGGGCGGUCGAGCUGGGGGAGUAUAAUGUUAGUUUCGAAAUGAGAAGAGCGAUCAAGGCACAGGCUUUAGCGGAUUUUAUUCAGGAGGGCACGAUGGAUGAAAAGCCAG
This is a messenger RNA of Striga hermonthica, 2729 nucleotides long. The record is from the annotation of a GenBank genome assembly. Lineage: Eukaryota; Viridiplantae; Streptophyta; Magnoliopsida; Lamiales; Orobanchaceae.